Molecule: messenger RNA, 592 nt
Organism: Vigna radiata var. radiata (mung bean)
Lineage: Eukaryota; Viridiplantae; Streptophyta; Magnoliopsida; Fabales; Fabaceae
Product: 40S ribosomal protein S30
Exons: 3
Coding region: 158-346 (62 amino acids)
Biological process (GO): translation
Cellular component (GO): ribosome; cytosolic small ribosomal subunit
Molecular function (GO): structural constituent of ribosome
Source: RefSeq, a predicted model, not a curated record
CAAAGGCCAGGCCCAUCUACUUUGGAUAUUUGAACCCGCGACCCAACCCUAAAUCCUAACAAAGCUAAUAGCAUAACUCCCUCAGGAUUCGGGUCUGCCGCAGCAAGUGAUCAAAGCGAAAAUAGAGUAAUCAGAAGAGAAAUUCAUCGUCGUUGUGAUGGGUAAGGUUCACGGAUCACUUGCACGUGCCGGCAAAGUCAGAGGCCAAACCCCCAAAGUAGCUAAGCAGGACAAAAAGAAGAAGCCACGUGGACGCGCCCACAAGAGGAUGCAAUACAAUCGCCGAUUCGUCACCGCCGUGGUGGGAUUUGGCAAGAAGAGGGGUCCCAACUCGUCUGAGAAGUGAGGUUGAGGCUUGAAGAAUAUGUGACUACUUUCUUAUUUGAUUUAUCUUUGUUUUAUGUUUUUUUUUUAUCAUGUUGUGUGAACGGUUCUAUUGCUAGCUUAUCAAACAUCAAGCCAGAUUUUUCGAAUACAAUUUUAAUAUUCUAUCUUAGUUUAUUGCUACUUCAUGCCGGAAGGAAAUCAGUGCUUUUGGGUUGGGCUUUAGCCAUCAAUCACAUUGAUGCUCUACAACGAGAGCCUUUGAACU